ACGGGGUAGCACCGCCCCCGAGGACCUGGGGCUUCCCUUCCGGUCCCCACAGCCCCAGGGUCCCGCCGAGCGCCUAAAGCAGCCUGGCCGCGGGGUCGGGCUUUGCCUGUCACGCGGCGGGAGGAGGUAGCCCCGCCCACGAGGGCGGGUCUCCAGGACGGAGCUUCCGGUGGUGGGGGCGCGCGCCCGGCUGGUGGGGUUGGUGCGCGCUGGGCGCACCCGUGUGCCCGUCACCGUCUGCGAGGCGGCCGCGGGCCCCUCAGAAGUUCAGGGCUAGACCCGUCCCCGGGCCGCGCCGGAGGGAGCCCGAGGAGCGCCGGCGGCCUUUCCUUGCGGGUCACAAAGGGAAACGCGAAGUGGAAGUGUGGCAGCUACCUGAGCUCCAGCUGCUCUUCUUCCCUAAGAAGAUCCAUGAGACACUCCUCAGGAUCACCUAAGUGGGUCAGAGCAUCCUCAGCACUAGGUCUUGGUGGAGACGCCAGAAUGAGAAGGCGCAAGAGUCCUGGUCCCCACCAACCAGCCUCCCCGGUGACGAGUGCGGGGCCUGGGACAGGGACCACUGUGCUCCUGGCUGCCUCCUCUCCUGCCAUCCUCACCCCGUUCAACCCACAGAGGCCCCCAGCUGAUGUUCGUGUGACCUUUGAGGAUGUUGCUGUGCGCUUCUCUAAGGAGGAAUGGUGCCUCCUUGAUGAGGCUCAGAGACACCUGUUCCUCGAAGUGAUGCUGGAGAACUUUGAACUCAUAUCCUCUCUAGGUUGCUGCUGUGGAGCAGAGGAUGUGGAGGCACCUCCUGAACAGCAUGCUUCUGUGAGAGUGUCACAGGCAAAGAACCCCAAUGUAGCUGUGUCCUCCCAGAAGAGCCACCCCUGUGAGAGUUGUGGACCAGUCCUGAGAGACAUUUUCCACUUGGUUGAGCAGCAGGGAUCAGAACACAACCUGAAACUAUUGAGGUGUGGGGCAUGUGCAAAGCAGUUUUAUUUCAGCAAGAAAGCCAUUGGCUGCAACCAGACGCUUGCUCAGGACCAUGGUGUCUGUAAUGGAAUACAGUGUUUUGUGUGCCGUGAAUGUGGAAAAUCUUUUACAAAAAUCUCUGAUCUCCAUUAUCAUCAGAAAUUGCACUCAGGAGAAAGUCCAUACGAGUGCAGUAAAUGUGGGAAAUGCUAUAAUCAACACUCCAAACUUAUUCCACACCAGCGAGUUGAUUCUAAAGAAAAGGGUCAUGAGUGUGGUGAAUGUGGGAAAUAUUUUACCAGAAUCUCUGGUCUUUAUUGUCAUCAGAGCCUCCACACUGGAGAAAGGCCUUAUAAGUGCAGUGAAUGUGGGAAAUCUUUUGUCACGAACUCUGAGUUGAGUUAUCAUCAGAAAUGUCACACUGGAGAAAGGACUUAUGAGUGCAGUCUGUGUGGGAAAUCUUUAACCACUCCCACAGGCCUCCGUUAUCAUCAGAAACUUCACACUGGAGAAAAGCCUUAUAAGUGCUCUGAAUGUGGGAAAUCUUUUGUCUGGAACUGUGACUUGCGUUAUCAUCAGAAAUGUCACACUGGAGAGAAACAUGAAUGUAGUCAGUGUGGGAAAUCUUUUUCCAGUAAGUAUAACCUCCAUUGUCAUAAGAGAAUUCACACUGGAGAAAGGCCUUAUGAGUGCAGUCAGUGUGGGAAAUCUUUUACCACUAAGGGUAACCUCUGUCAUCAUCAGAAAAUUCACACUGGAGAAAGGCCUUAUGAGUGCAGUCAGUGUGGGAAAUCUUUUACCAGUAACGGUAGCUUUCGUUAUCAUCAGAGAAUGCACACUGGAGAAAGGCCUUAUGAGUGCAGUCAGUGUAGGAAAUCUUUUACCACUACUGAUGGCCUCCGUCAUCAUCACAGAAUUCACACUGGAGAAAGGCCUUAUGAGUGCAGUCAGUGUGGGAAAUCUUUUACCAGUAAGAAUAAGCUCCAUUGUCAUCAGAGAAUUCACACUGGAGAAAAGCCUUAUGAGUGCAGUCAGUGUGGGAAAUCUCUUACCAGUAGGGGGAGCCUCCGUUGUCAUCAGAGACUUCACACUGGAGAAAAGCCUUAUGAGUGCAGUCAGUGUGGGAAAUCUUUUACCAGUAGGGGGAACCUCCAUUGUCAUCAGAGACUUCACACUGGAGAAAGGCCUUAUGAGUGCAGUCAGUGUGGGAAAUCUUUUACCAGUAAGGGUAACCUCUGUCAUCAUCAGAAACUUCACAGUGGAGAAAGGCCUUAUGAGUGCAGUCAGUGUGGGAAAUCUUUUCCCAGUAAGAGUAACCUCUGUCAUCAUCAGAAACGUCACAGUGGAGAAAGGCCAUAUGAGUGCAGUCAGUGUGGGAAAUCUUUUACCAGUAGGGGGAGCCUCCAUUGUCAUCAGAGAAUUCACACUGGAGAAAGGCCUUAUGAGUGCAGUCAGUGUGGGAAAUCUUUUACUUAUAAGUGUAGCCUCCGUUAUCAUGAGAGUCUUCACACCGGAGAAAGGCCUUAUGAGUGCACCGAAUGUGGAAAAUCAUUUGCCCUGAACAAGCAGUUGCAUCGUCAUCAGAGAGUUCACAGUAAAAAGGGUUCAGGAAUGCAGUGAAUGUGGGAAAUAUUUUGCCAGAAAGAGUCACUUUCAUUCUCAUCAGAGUGUUCACAGGGUGUGCUGAUACUUUUGAAGGGAAUUACUUUCAAAGAUCUUGCAAAGGUCCGUGUGUCAUAAUGUCUGCAAUUCCAUUGGUGAUGGUCACUUGGGUGUAGGAUAGUAGGGUUUAGGCAGCCGUGGGCAAACUACGGCCCGCGGGCCAGAUCCAGCCUGUUUGAAAUGAAUAAAACUAAAAAAAAAAAAAAGACGAUACCCGUUUAUGUAAUGAUGUUUACUUUGAAUUUAUAUUAGUUCACACAAACACUCCAUCCAUGCUUUUGUUCCGUCUCUCCGGUCCAGUUUAAGAACCCAUUGUGGCCCUCGAGUCAAAAAGUUUGCCCACCCCUGGUUUAAGGCAAAGCAUAAUUGCUACAGAAUCACUGGCCCAAUAAGGAUUGUGCAUAAUUCUUAAAAUAUAGAUAGGUUUCAUUUAUCUUUAUAAAUAACUCAUAAUGCAAUUUCCAAGUCAGAGAAGAGGUGAAUUUUUAACUUAAAGAAAUUAGGAAAUUCUGAAUUAAGCCAAUUGCACGUUUUUGCAUUCUCCCAGCAGUGUAUGACAGAGUUAAUUCCUCCAUAUCCUAGAAAAGGUUUGGUCAGUUUUCCUUUAUUUAAACUUUUUUGUGCCGUAGCCGGUUUGGCUCAGUGGAUAGAGCGUCAGCCUGCGGACUGAAAGGUCCCAGGUUCGAUUCCGGUCAGGGGCAUGUGCCUUUGUUGCGGGCACAUCUCCAGUGGGGAGUGUGCAGGAGGCAGCUGAUCAAUGUUUCUCUCUCAUCGAUGUUUCUGACUCUCUAUCUCUCUCCCUUCCUCUCUGUAAAAAAUCAAUAAAAUAUAUUUAAAAAAAAAAUAAAAAA
This is a messenger RNA of Myotis daubentonii (Daubenton's bat), 3464 nucleotides long. Its product is annotated as zinc finger protein 883-like. Gene Ontology annotation, biological process: regulation of DNA-templated transcription. The transcript is spliced from 3 exons. The coding region runs from base 412 to 2571 and encodes 719 amino acids. Lineage: Eukaryota; Metazoa; Chordata; Mammalia; Chiroptera; Vespertilionidae. The record is from RefSeq and is a predicted model, not a curated record.